UUCUCGCGAGGGCAAGUCCAUUGAAUUUUUCUCCGCGAUUUUUCGGAAAUUGUGCAAUUUAGAGCGCUCGGUGCUCCCGGCAGGUGGCUUCGACGGGCUUCUAAGGUGAUUCGCGAUCGGUGCGCGUUCGAGUGCGGUGCAAGUGAGACCCCACGGGGGUAAUUUCUGUGAAAAACAGUGCAAAAGGAUAGGAGCAGGAAAAUUGAAAAUAUAUCUUCAAUCCAAUCCUGAGGCUACAGCAAAGUGUGAACGAGUGGAAAGAGAUUGCUGGAAGUUGGUUGUGUGGUUGAUUACGAAUUGCUUCGCUGAAAGGCGAAUGUGACAGAGAACAUCUUUAGAGACGAUUCAUCGCACAAAUCUACGCACAGCUGAAAUCAAUCCCUGGCCAGCCGUUAAGGACGGUUGGGCAUCGUAAUCACACCCAUCGCUUGAAUCAUGGAUUAUCGCAAGCCAACAGUUGAAUACUGAGAUCGGCGCAUGAGGACUAAGAAACAGAUUGCAGCAGCCGCUGCGGCAGCAGCAGCGGCAGCUGAGAAGAAAAAUGCAUGUACCGCAUCAGCUACGGCCAGCAACGCCGCCACGGGUAGUCAGAUAAAGAAAUCGCUCAAACGUCUCCAGUCGAAAGCCAAAGAAGUUCCUCCGAAAUCAAUCGACCCGCUAGCUUCUGCCAAUGGCGAGCAGCAGUCAAAACAACAACAGCCUCAACCUCAUCAUCAGCAGCAGCAAACGAGCUCCUCGAAGGGAAAAUUAGCAGCCAAGUCGGUGGCAAUCCCCAAGUCCCCUGUUCCUACCAAACCGUCGUCGCAUCACACCGAGUUGUCCCAACCACCAGCAGUCUCGUCAUCUCCAGCCGCCACCGUCACUAGGGUAAGCAAAACUGUCAGGAAUGCUGCCCCCUCAGGAGCGGAUGAGAGUUCUUCGACCCACGUCACCGCGAAGAUUGGGGCCAAACAUGAGAGUAAAAAGGUGGACACGGCCAGAGGGAAGAAAGGUUCGACCCCAAUCGGAGGAGACAAAAAGGCUCCCGCUGCGACCGCCACCGGUGCCGACAGGAAGAAGAUACAGAAGGAGUUAAAAAAUUUGGGCAUUACCGAUCGAGCUAUCAAUCAAAUCGACACGGCAACAGUUGAAUGUAAUCCGUCAAUCAGCGAGAUGGUUAAAACCAAGUCGCGUGCCACUGUCAUGCAGCAGAAAUAUAGCGAGCUUGGCUUUAUGGGUGGGCCCAUGGGGUCCACUCAAAAGGCAACCGCCACUGCAGGCUCAUCUAAGCAGGAAGGAUCACUGCUUCCAACAAUGGGCAACAGCAGCAGCGCCAGUGAACAUAACAAACCUGCUGAGGCUGCGCCUUCGGUCGCCACUUCAUCGAAGAAAAAAUCCACUCAGAAAACAAAGGACACAACCCCGGUGAAAGAAGAUCCGAAGAGGGAGGUUGCGGUGCGGGAGGAAGGUGUUAAAAACAAAACCUCAGUCACGGCUCUCCCAACACCAUUCUCGUCUAGCACCGGUAAAGAAGAUGUCAAAGUGCCGGCCGUAACGAAAAACACAAACGAUAGCAAAACCAAGGCGAAAAAGACCGAAAGCAAAGAUGAUAAUGAUGGCACAGAGCCGAAAUCGACGAAGAGAAUCACGACCGUUCCCAGACCGAAGACCAAAUCUAAGAAGGCGGUCGCCAAUGAAGAGCGGAAGGCGGUGGAACUGGCGAAACCUGCAGGGCAGCCGGUCCCCGUCGAAGUGGUGGAUGCUAAACAUACCGAGAGUAAACCAAAAUUUGAAGAAGAAAAAACAUGCUCUCUUGAGAUCGAGUCGGACGAAAAGAAUGAGGUCGAAAGUCGGAUACAAAGCCGAAUCGAGGACAUUGUGAAGGCGCUCGAGGAGGAGGAUGAAGAGCACGAGCCGUUUUCCAUGGGGAACGAGAUAAAUCUGGGAUAUACCCCAGUCGAUAAAGUGCAAUUGGAAACAGGUGAGCGAAAACAAACCGGAAGUGUGGUAACUAAGCCAAAAUCAUCUAAAGCUGACGCGAACAGAAAGCCGAGAAAGGCGCCAGCAAAGAAAAAGAAACAUACCGAUAGUGGGAUCCAAGAUGAGGGUAAGGAAAUUUUGAAUGAGGUUCUCCCCUCCAAAAGUGGCGAUUUAAAUACCUCUGAUCAAAAAUUCAUGGAAAAACCAGCCGCGUAUGACAUUAGUCAACAAAACAUCGAAUCAACGGACGUUUCUAGUGAAAGAAAUACGAAUUCAUCAACCAAGCGGAAGUAUGUUAAAAAGCCAAAGGAACCGGUGGCUGUUGUUCAGAAAGAGAGUAACAAUUGCAAUACACCUAAUCCACCUGCAUCAUCGGCUAAGAAAAAGAAAGUUAAUUUCCAGAAACCCUCAGACCUACUUGAACAAGCGGCGGAUGUUGCAAACAGUGUCUCUAAUGAUCCUGCCCCACUAUCGGUGGAAUCUACACCCGUACUGGUGAGUUCCGCAUCCAAUAUUGAAAGACCUAUCCCAGAAGAAUUUACCAGCGAAUUCAUACCUCCGGAGAAACCCACGGCUUCUCCCGAACAUCCUAAAACUAUAAGAUCUUCCACCGAAAACGAUGAUGAUGUCCCUCUAAAUCGGCUUAAGGAUCAGGUCAAAACGCAGACUGGGACACCUGAGAAAGUGCCCACACUCGGUGAGUGCACACCCACCACUUCGGGCAGUUUGCUGGCGGCUGCUUCACAGACCAAACAACCGGCGAAGGUGAAGCGAAAAUAUAUCCGCAAGAAUCCCAGCAGUGCUCCAACUUCCGGUGGCAAGAAAAAGCCCCAAAAAGAAGCUUCAUUCGCUAGUACUUCCAGGGAAGCGAAAGACAGCAAAGCGGAGAAAAAAGAUGUGUAUGACUUUGUAGACGAUUCUGAGAGUGACAUUGAGAGUCCGGUGAAGGCGGGCAAACCUAUAUUCAAGCGGAAACCUCUGGAUGCCAGCUCACUGAAGGCUGAUGAAGAUGAAGGUGAGCAGCAGCCACCGGAACCGCCGGCUGGUGUGAUGGAAUCGUUGCAGGACGUCGAGCAGGAGGUUAAGGAAAAUCCUCCGAAGGAUGAAACAGUUCUUGAGAAGGAAGAUUCGGAGGACGAGAAGAAAAUAAAGAGGCCGCUUAACAAACCGACGAAAUCAGUGGCAGCAAGAGCACGAGUGGCCUCGACGGUAUCAUCCGAUUCGGAUGAAUCUGAUAAUGAUGAUGAUGAUGAUAAUGAUGCUAAGGGCGCCUCAGCGGACGAGGAAGCCGGUGAAAGUAUCAAGCAAGAGAUGCAGGACAGCUCGGAUGACUCGGAUGGGUACUCUUCGGAGGAAUCGGUCCGCACGCGGAUUGUUAAGAAACGACAAAAUGCCAAGAAGCGUCAUGUGAAGCUGUACGGAUUUUGGACUGGACCGAAGCGGCACCGGAUGGCAUCGCUAAACGCCAUUGCCAAAGUGCACUGCCUGUAUGAGAAUGAAUCCCGGGCUGCGCUGGAAGCUAGCUUGAUGAAACAGACGCCGGCAAGGGUUAGGCCGAGUCCAAGCGCAAGCAAAGAGGUGAAGAAAGAGAAAAUCGAAGAGAGUGAGCGGAAGGAGCCGAAAGAAGAAAAGAAAGUAAAGGUUGAGAGGAAGAAGGAUAGUGGUGAAGAGAAACGUGACGAAGAGGAGGAUGAUGGCAGAAAAGACGACGAAAAUAAGCAGAAGGAAAUUAAUAGAACACUGAAGGAAGAAGAGAAUCCUCCACUUAAGGAGGAAAAGAAAAAGACAUGCAAGAAGUCGGCCGAGCCGAAGGAAGAGAAAAAGAAAGAAGGUAAGAAGAUAGAGGUCAAGGAAGAGAAAAAGGAUGACAAGAAACAGGAAACGGAAAGGCGCAAGGAAGAAACUGGGAGUGAAAGUGAAAGUGAUGAGUCAUCGGAGGAGGAAGUUGUCACAAGAACGCUGAGAUGUGUUCCUGGCCUCCGUGGAGCGGGGAAACAUUGGGAUCCAAACGCUUCUAGUAUGGAAUCCGAGGGUGAUGAUCUUCCAGAUUCGGAUGAAACUUACGCACAGGGCAAAGACACUGACCCAGUGAAAAAGCGCAAGGUCAAGCGUAAAGCGGUAGCCAAAAAAGCCAAACCCAAGGCAAAAUCUAAGGCGCCGGCCAAGAAAAUCAAAAAGGAAACCAAAGCAGCAGCAUCAUCGGAUGCAGAAAGACAAACCGAAAAUAGCGACUCGUCUUCUUCAGAAGAUGAGAAGGCACCGCCCUCGAAGCCGCCACAGUCUUCCAAGGCCGAGGAUGCGAAAAAGCGAAAGCGGGAGCCCAAGGAGAAGAACCAGGUGAUUGAGGUUCUGGGUAAAAAGCGAAUGGCAAGCCUGAACGCCACUGCCAUGCUGGCGGCGACUUACGAGGUGCAAAGGAUCCUGUAUCGAAAUACGGACUCAGAUUCGGAUAGUCCACCCGAAAAGCCCAAGCCAAAGAAGGCGAAGGAGCAGAAGGAGACGAAGGAUAAAGAGGCAGCCAAAGCGGAGGAAAAGAAGGAAGGCAAAACGACGAGUGGGUCUAAGGAAGAAUCGAAGCCGGAAGAAGGCGCAGAAAAGACAAAGUCUCCUGAGAAAGAAAAACCCAAAGAGAAAGAACUGGAGAAAAACAAAGAUGAAGCUGAAGUGGAGGAACGAACCGUUACAAUAAAAACUGAACCCUUGCGUGACAGAAAUAAUGAAACCGAAAUUAAGCAUGAACUUGAAGAGCCCCGCCCGGUAUCCAGUAACGUUGUUAUCGCCCAGGACACGGAAGUUACAAUUACCGGGGUGUACGUAAAUUCCACCCUUGGAACCAACCAGGAAGCUUACUGUAAAAUGCAGUAUCGCGUUCAGCAGAGCGUAACCGAGGAGAGAUUGGUGCGCCCGGGAGAAGCGCCACCCAAAUCCUACACGCCGCUGACAGCAUUGUCCAGUAUGCGUCCACCAGCCGAUCAAAAUAUAACAACACCGCCACUGUUCGGCUCAACAUCACAGUGCGAAUCGCCGCUUAGUUUAGGACCUCCGCGGUCAUUCUACCCACCGCCCACGUCCUCGUCCGGAAGUUCCAGUGCGUUUUGUGCACCAAUACCGCACGAUAGUCCAGGCUACUAUCAACCGGCUGGCCCACUGAUAUCGCCCCAUCUGUUGCCACAACCACCUCAAGGUCCGCCCAGUACGACAUCACAGCACAGUACAAGCAGCAGUAGCAUCACUAAACAUCCCCCGGAGUCUGAUUCCCCCGUACAAUCGCUCAUACAGCCUCCGUCCUCGUCGACAGCGGACAGUACCGAUAGUGAUGUGUUGCUGACGGGUGGCGAUCUAACAGCUCGCUCCCAGCCAUACCGAUACGGCCCGUCCGGUCCGCCUAACCUGUACCCCCGUCCGAUACAGAUGCACUGUCCACCACCGCAUCACCUGGCGUCCAACUACUACGCGGCCCCUCCGUACAGUCAGUAUCCGCCGGAAAUGUACUACACGCAUGCGUACCCACCGGCGCACUUCUAUCCCAAAUUUGCCCAGUAUUAUCCGGGCCGACGGUACUACCCAGGCCAUCCCGGUCCGGCCGACCAUCUGUACGAGCAGCCUCCACCGCCGUCUAGUGCCCCCGUACCGCCACCGGCCGGCGCACAGCUUGUACCAGCGGGUCCACAAGGACCGCCGCAGCACAUGGAACACUAUCCCGGUCCGCCGCCGUAUCCAUACCCAGGCUACGGUAGUCCCGGCCCGGGGCCUGGUGGUCAGUGUUACUCCCGUAACCUACAGCCUCCGCCGUAUAUGGAUGCGCACUACACGACGAACUGUCCCUGUCCGAUGCAGUCGUGUCCAAAAAACGUCAAUGCUGGGUCCCUUAUUGGUAUCAAGGCCAGUAAGGGCCCAGUAACAGCCGUAACAACCCCAAACCACCAUCAUAUCGCCACGACCGGAGCCAACUCCGUCGUCCACACAUCAGUAGCCAACAGUAGUGGCAGCAGUGCGAAUAGCUACACCACGAACAACAACACCAGCAUCAGCGAACCAAUCGUUAUCUCUUCUGGUUCGUCUACGUCAUCCUCGCCUCCACCGCUGGACAUUCACUCGCCAAUCACGCCUCGACCGGACUUGACGACAUCUUCCUCUCCUGUCGUAAUUCCACCAGCGGCAUUAACCGCAAUCAGUUCACCAACCACAGACACCGCUCCGAGCGUCACUACUGCCGGUAUAACGGCAGUCACCACAACCACAGUCACAACAACCGAACCAAAUAUCGCGCCGAUCGUCAAGCCAGAAAGUAGAGACUCACAUCAGCUCGCCGCUGAUUAUCACCUGCACCAUCAUCACUAUCACCACCUUCAUCGCCCCUCGGCUCCUCCACCCACGCAUCCGCUCCAUAACCUCCAACUUCCCUCCGAAAAGCUAUUGAGCGAAGUGAAAGAGGAACCCUCCACGCCAACACUCGAGACCGAAUCCAAGUCUAUGUCCAAAAACAUUCCCAAGCUGCUCUCGCCGCUAGGGGGAACGACCACCCUGGUCAAGCAGGAGAUAGCGGAGAUCAAACAAGAACCCAAGCUGGUGGUGGUGACUUGCAAGAAAGAAGACUUCGAGGAGAACGGACCGGCGAUGACGCCCGAUCUGCUCUUCGAUGAGGCCCUAAUCAAGAAAGAAGGACUGAUGACGGAACUUCUGCAGCUGCAGCCGGGUCGGGUCGUUUUCGCGGAUCAUCAGAAAUUCGACGAUAAAAGCCUGCUAUCCACCAUUCUGACGGCGGAAGCUGACUUAAUGACUGGCAAGGGUACCCCCGAUAGUGAUUGCUGUAGCGGUCACAACAUCAACAACAACAAUAGUGUUAGUAAUGACAACAGUAGUAUUAGUAACGAGAAAGUACAAUUAGUCGAUAGUAUUCUACCUGAUAUUCCGGCGUCCAUGGUCAAGCGGAGACCGUUGCUUGUGGCCUGUAAGAAAACCACGCCGAAAAAGUCACCACCCAACAGCUACAAAAAUUUAAUCAAACGUACAAAUCUGAACGAUGAUAACACCAUCACCGUGCUCAGCGAUGAUGAAGAAGAGGAACCUGAUGAGCAGGGAGCACGUACAAAGCACAAGAGGAAACUGAUUCGAGUGAAACCAAGGAAGUUGCUGAGACGAACGCGACGUCUUUUCGGAACGGAACAGCUGCGUCAUUUGAAGAAAUUUUCUAAAAUCAACCACAACCCCAGGGGCAUGCGGAGAGCCCUUAAGAGGCCCUCCUGCAUACCGAAAAAUCCAGAAGUGCCGCUCAAGCCGGCAGAAUCAGAACCACUUAGUGCCGGUCUUACCGAAACAAUCAUCACCAUCCAGGAUGAUUCGCGGGAUGAUCUGUUUGAACAGGUUCAGGAGCAGAGCGAGUCACGUCGAGCGCAAGAGCCGGAAGAGCGAACCCGACCACAGUCGAACGUGGAUCUGACGAUCGAUAUGGUUGCCAAAGGAUAUUUUUCUGAGCCGGAAAUUUUCUCGUCCGACUCACGUCUGCUCAAGAAGUUGAAGCAGCAGGAGGGACGAUCCCAGUCGGAGCAAAAUCGAGGUAAAAGAGACAGAACUUGUGGUGGUAGCAAACACCAUCAGCGCCACACAUCAUCCAAGAAGGCUAGGAAGCUCGAAUCAUUGCUGGAUGCGGAUUUCGACAAGCGGAAGAGCAAAAGCAAACUUCAAAGCACUGCAUCGCCUGUACUCUUGACAAGAGAAUCAUCACCAUCGCAUGGUAUAAUGGCUUCAUUGGAGGAACGAAGUGACAAAGGCGGAUCUGGAUCGAAAAAAAGAACCAAAAAAGCUGAGAGGGCAAAGUUGAAGCUCAACAGCAACAAGAAGCUGGUGAUCGUUACGUCGCAGCCAAUCGAUCUGGAGCAGGAGAGAGAAGAACAACGAGAAGAUCCGUUGCCAAAGAUGGAAACAUGCACACUCGAACCGGAAACCCCGGCGGAUGAUCGAGAAACGGACUUCGAUGAUGCGGCAACCAUGUUAGUGGAUGACGACGUAAUGAGCGUCGAUACAAAUACGAUGAUAACCCGACACAACAACAAUAACAACAUUGCGGUCGAGAACAAAAACGCCCGCGGAGAACCGGAAUCACAAGAGACAGAGCAUGACCCCCUGUCGAUUGCUGCUCAAGGAACGCCGCAGCAGCUGACUGAGACUUUGGUUGUCAGCGAGAACAAAGUAGAUGCCAUAGUAGAAGACGACGAUGAAGAAGACGACGACGACGAGGAGGAAGUUAUGCUAGCUAAGAGAUUUGCCAAAAAAGGUUCCGCGUCAUGCAAGCGAACGUCCCGUUCGAGGUCCAAGUCCAAAUCCAGGAAGUUUAGCACAAAGAAGCGGCACCGAAUAGCCAGGGUGGCCGAAGUGGAGGAAGUAAUAGUGCCAAGAAAAUGUAACAGUGUACCUCGAUGGAGCAAUGGAUGGACGUGGGAGGGACCAUCAUUCCAGGGGAAGGUGUUUUUGAACAGCGACGAUCCACCGGUCCUACGAACCUGUUACUUCGCGAUGCGACACUCGGAGGGGGAUAUUAUCAAACCUCGCGACUGCGUGCUACUGCGGGCAGGCAGCAAGCGAGCUGAGCUCCCAUAUGUCGCCAAGGUGGCACAUCUUUGGGAGAACCCUGAAGAUGGUGAAAUGAUGAUGUCUCUUCUCUGGUACUAUCGACCCGAACAUACGGAACAGGGACGACAGCCAACGGAUGGACCGGAUGAAGUAUUUGCCUCUCGCCAUAAGGACCACAACAGCGUUGCGUGUAUCGAAGACAAAUGCUACGUGCUGACGUUUAGCGAGUAUUGCAGGUUCCGCCGUCUGCUGAAAGGUUUCGAAGAAAACAUAGAAGAGCACCCCUCGAUAGUUCCUCCCCUGCGGCGGGAGAACGUCCGCUUGCCGCCGCCCAUCGUUUCGCCCGAGUUGGUGAUGUACUGCCAGCGAGUAUACGAGUUCCGCUUGAAACGACUGCUCAAAACGCACUCCUAGUGUCGGAAUUUGGCGGCCGAGCGAUGGGUUCCAGCGAAGCCGCCAAUAGCCACCAGCCGAGAGCAGCAGCCUCACCACCAGAAGCAACCUCAGCAAAAGUCUCAUCUGCGACGGAGCAACGGCCAGAAACAGCCAACCAUGGUGGAACAGCAGCAGCAGCAGCAGCAGCAUCAGUAACAAUCAAACCACAUAUCCGCAGAUUAAAACGCGCCACCCCCUCCCAAGUUGCGUGUAUUUCGGGAGGAAAUACUCACUGAGCGAAACGAGUCCUAUAGUGGCUUAUACCUUCCCAGUUUAUCUAGUCCAGGGGGUGUGCGAACAGCGCAGCAGAACGCAAGCGAACUAUAUUAUACACCCCAGAAUGAAACGUAUUUUAUUCUGACAAACAUUAGGGAAAAUCAACGUAUAGAACGUUCUCAGAGUCUAAAUCAAUUCCAAAAAUGUGUAUUCUGCACGUACUUUUCUGUGUUUACAUCUUUCUUAAAUUCUAUAUCCAUUAUAUUUUUUUUGCUGGAAUAUUCUGCAACUUUUGUAUUAUAUAAUUUAUUCGCCUUUUGCUCUACAUUCGCCAAACAUCGGCAAAUCGAUAUGUUUUCUAUGUUAUCUUUUUUUUUUUGUUACUAAUCUCUGUGGUUAAUAAUAUUAUUUGUAAAUAUUUUUUUUUCACUUCUCCCAACCAUUUCCCGUGUCAGGCACAAAAAGUAUGUGGAAUAAAUCAAAAUCAAAAUCUAAUUCUAAACAAACAAUGUAACUAAGCUAAAGUAAAACUUUUGAACGGUAUAUUUAUUGUUAGAAUUAACAAACAACUGACCGGGAAAGAAAACAUGAGGGUGCAGCACUUCGUCGAUAUGGCACUUAACUGAAAGUUUGUGUUAAUUUUAAAGCAUUCAUAUGACGGGUGAAAGGAAUUUGAAUUUAUAAAAAUAUUUUUUGUUUGUUGAUUGGAGAGAUCUAUUGAUGGCGCGGCUUUCGAACGUGAUUCAGGUUUUCGAUUAGACAGAUGUUAUUAGAUGUUUUUUGGUGUUCUCUGAAAACCCCUUCCUAGCUUCUUUUGAUUUCAUACAACAAUGGUGACCAAUGGCAAACAGUGACAGCAUUUGAAGAUUUCGAUCUUUUUUCCCGGAUACCUGCGUCACGUUCGAGCGUCUUCCAAGGAACACUUCAUGAAAACAUAAAUAUAACAAUACGUUGAUCGCGAACGCCCUAAAUAGCAUUACAUAAUUUUUACUAGUUGCAGUUGUCAGAAAAAAAAAGAAAAGUAACUAUAACUUCUCCUAGGUAUUAACAGCUGCUCGGUAGUGUUUUAACUGUAUUUUGAUUGCCCGUUUUGCGAAUCGGCAAAGGGUCGUCGGAGACUUAGUUAAUACAAAUAUGAAGUUCUAGUAGUAGGGAAGGGUAAAUGAUAAUAACUCGCGAAUGCGCGCAAAAAGAACACAAACAUCCACAAACCAUACCACUAAUUGUUAUCGCUACACUGGGUAUAAAUCAGUACCUUAUAAUUUGAAACAUAACAACAAACGGAAACUUAAUGAAGUAUGGGCAGAGAAAAAAAGCUGAGUAUAUUAAACAAAAAUAUUACAACUAUUAUUAUAUAUUGAAAAAAAAACUAUAUACAAUACUUUUACAGUUAGAAAGUGGAAAACAUUAACAGUGACAUGUAUGUAGAAAAGGUGUAAUAAUCACAGCAUCCGAUUGGUCGGAUGUAAACAACCCGACAGUACUUGUUACUAACCUCCAAGACAGAGUCAUCUCCCUGAGUUAGAGUUAAGCCUAGUUUUAUUCGAAACCACUGAUCACCUUACUCCUUGAAAUGCUUGAAACCCAUAGAAAUCCUUUUGCUAUGUGACAUAAGUUGAAGUAUAUAGUUUCGAAAAUCAAAAUAACUACGCCACAAAUCAAAGCAAAGCGCAAAAAGGACAGUGAAUUAACCCCGUAUUUUCCUUAUAAUCAUCCAUGAAAAUCUGCUAGAGUGUUAAAGCCGCCGCCGCGGACUAAGAAUAGUGGAACCAGUGUUUGGACACAACGUUUGGAGUUUAAGAAUAACCAAAACUAAUCACACAUACGCAAAAGAAAACGAAACAAACAAUUAAUGGAACAUAUUCAGAAUCAAUAAGAGUUUGAUUUUUACACGGUUUUUUAAUCCCGGCUUAUGUAAGAUUCUCCUCUCAGUGACGUAGAUGUUAAACGCGUUCAUUUCUGCUAGAUUUUAGUAGCUACAGUUAAUAUUCACCAGUCUCUACGUUCAAACUAGGAUUCGAGCUAUAGCCCUAAGUUGUAAUUGUAUUUAGCCGUUAAGUUAUAACCUCAAGCGUAUUCUAUGUUUUUCGUAUCGCGAUAGGUUCCGACUAGCGUCGGAAAAUGAUUUUUUCUUUCUGACUCAGCAACUAAAUUGCGUAUGUGUAUUAUAUGUGCGAUUGAUUAUUUCCUAGAUUAGGUACGACUGUUUUAGACACGCUGAGGCAGACGAGAUAAAAUUAAUGGUUUUAAAAUACGCGUCCCCAAACACUACUAUGCUGAAUGGUGAACAACAGGUCUGACCUACACAACAGAAACUAUGUGACAAGUAACAUUGAAAAAAUAUACCAUGAACAACAAAUCAUGAAGCGGAA
Molecule: messenger RNA, 11552 nt
Organism: Toxorhynchites rutilus septentrionalis
Lineage: Eukaryota; Metazoa; Arthropoda; Insecta; Diptera; Culicidae
Product: protein piccolo-like
Exons: 13
Coding region: 478-8943 (2821 amino acids)
Molecular function (GO): chromatin binding
Source: RefSeq, a predicted model, not a curated record